AUGGACGAGAUCGUGAUGCUACAUGGGAUUCCGUCUAGCAUUGUGUCGGAUAGGGAUCCGAGACAAAAGACCUUCGGACUGUUGAGAUAUCCUUCUUGUACUGAACCUGAUGCGGCCAUCCAAGUAGAGGUUCCCGUGGCUACUAGUGGUCCAACUACCCGGAGUGGAGCCAAGGCCAUAAGACUUGGAUUUUCUAAAGCUGUCCAACAAAUCCUUGACCAAGAUGAAGAGCUGUUGAUUGAAGAGAUGGUCCAAUUGAAGAUUCAAGAUCCAGCUGGUCCAAUAGAGAUACCUCCCCAAGCUAAGCCGGUUCUGAGUAAUCCGCCCAAUCCAUUUAAGGUAAGCAGGAGAGACAUGGGAGAUGUCAAUGCUAAUGCUGUUCCAACCCAAGCCGACAUCAACGCACAGCUAAUGGCUGGCCAAGCCCAACUCACGGCCACUAUGAAUGCCGUGACCGAGCAGCUGGCUCGACUGGAACAACACAACCGUCCCAAUGAUCCGCUUCCUAGGAGAAGGAACCAUCCUUACUUGGAAGACCCACGGUUGUUCUCUGAUGAGGACAGUUCAGAUUCUGAACCGCCUGAUCGAGAAGAGUCUCGACCUGCCCAAGCCGGACGAGAAGGUCGACGAGAACAUCGGAUCCAAGGAGAUGGGAGUCCGAUCAGGAGGAGGCGCCGAGAGGAUGAAGUCCCAUGGCAAGGAGGAAAGGACCUCAAGCUUAACCCACCAACCUUUGCUGGAAAGGUCAAUCCGGACGCCUACGUUGAAUGGGAGAGGCGCAUGGAAUACAUCUUCGAGUACUACAACUACUCUGAGGCCAGGAAGAUAGCCUUAGCCGCGGCCCAACUGACCGAGAACGCUCUAUCUUGGUGGGACAGAGAAGUGUCCGAGACCGGCCGAGUCUAUAGAGUUGAGACUUGGGAAGAGAUGCGAUCCAAGCUUCGCACAAGGUAUGUUCCUGCUUAUUAUCAACGAAACUUAAAAAAACGUUUUCGUAAAUUGUCUCAGGGAACGCGGACUGUAGAAGAGUACUAUGAGGAGUUUGAGUCCCUCAGGAACAAGCUCAAGACAUGCGAGACGCAAGAGACCUUGAUGGCUCAGUUCAUGGAUGGGUUGCAAGACCGAAUUGCCCGAAAGUGGAGCGCCAGCAGUAUGAGACCUUCCACGACCUGCUUCACUUUGCCGUCCAGGCCGAACAACACAUCAAAAGGAAGAACGCGUCCACAGCCAGAGGCAAAGGAACUUGGACGCAACCGGCUUCCAAAGGAGUUGACAAGGGCAAGUCCGUGGAUGUGGAGAACCGGUUCAAGAAAAAUCAGACCGAACCAUCCAAGUCUGGUCCAUCCGACCAAGGGAAAGGGACACUAUGCCAGAGAUUGCCCCAACAAGCGUGUGAUGAUCCUCAAGGCUGAUGGUGAGUAUGAAUCCCAAGACGAGGCCGAAGUUCAGACCUUGGUUUCUGAUGAAGAGGUAGUCGAUUAUGCUGAGACCGGAGAACUACUGGUUACCAGACGAUCUCUCAGUGCUCUCUUCGAUCCUGAAACCGUUCAAAGAAAAAACAUCUUUCAUACAAGAUGUAGCGUGGAACAAAAGGUAUGUAGCUUGAUCAUAGAUGGUGGUUCUUGUACUAACGUGGCCAGCAAGUAUCUUGUUGAUAAGCUAGGUUUGGCCAAGACGCCCCAUCCGCGGCCAUAUCGGCUCAAGUGGCUAAAUUAUGAGACUGAGCUCAGGAUAGCCGAGCAAGUGGUUGUGUCUUUCAGUAUUGGUAAAUACCAUGAUCAGGUCAAGUGUGACGUUGUGCCUAUGCAAGCCGGCCACAUACUUCUAGGACGGCCAUGGCAGUUCGAUAAGGAGACCAUUCAUCAUGGCCGGACCAAUGUCUAUAGCUUCAGCCACAACAACAAGAAGCACAGCCUAGCACCUAUAAGUCCUCAAGAGGUUUAUGAGAUGCAGCAAGCAAUGGAUCAUGCCAGCAAGGUUCUGCUAAUGGUCUUUAGAGAAAGCUGUUUUGCAGGGAUUGAGGCCACGGAGUUACCAGCCGAGGUACAAGGCCUCAUGGAACAAUACAAAGACGUCUUUCCUGAUGAGAUCCCAGCCGGCCUACCUCCUAUCCGAGGCAUAGAACAUCAGAUCGAUUUUGUGCCAGGCGCACCCUUGCCAAACCGAGCGGCCUACCGAGUUAAUCCAGAAGAAGCCAAGGAGUUGGAGAGACAGAUCCAAGACCUCAUGGAUAAGGGUUACAUCCGGGAGAGUCUUAGUCCGUGUGCUGUUCUGAUUGAUCUCAGGAGUGGAUACCACCAAGUUCGAAUGAAGGAGGGAGAUGAGUGGAAGACAGCCUUCAAGACCAAGCAAGGUCUAUACGAAUGGCUGGUCAUGCCGUUUGGCCUCACCAACUCCCCCAGCACCUUCAUGAGACUCAUGAACCAGGUUCUUCGACCUUUCAUAGGCCGCUGCUUAGAUGACCACCUUAGACACCUUGAACAAGUGAUCAAAGUUCUUAGGCAAGAAGGCCUUUAUGCCAACUUAAAGAAAUGUGUGUUUUGCACUGAUGAAUUGGUAGUUUUAGGUUUUGUUGUUAGUUCACAGGGCCUGAAGGUAGAUGAAGAGAAGAUCAAGGCGAUCCAAGACUGGCCUACACCUACCACCAUUGGCCAUGUUCGCAGUUUCCACGGCCUGGCCAGUUUCUAUCGGCGGUUUGUCAAGGAUUUCAGCACCAUAGCCGCUGCCUUGACCUCUGUGAUCAAGAAGAACGUAUCCUUUAGUUGGGGACCAGCCCAAGAAGAGUCUUUUAACAAGCUUAAAUAUAGUUUAACUCAUGCACCAGUCCUUACUCUGCCUAACUUCGAUAAAACUUUUGAGAUUGAAUGUGAUGCUUCAGGUACAGAUCAUGAGACGCUUAAACACCUAAGAGGACAGACCACACUCAAGAGGAGGCACGCCAGAUGGUUGGAGUUUGUGGAGACUUUUCCUUAUGUGAUUAAGUAUAAGAAGGGCAAAGACAAUGUGGUGGCUGAUGCCCUAUCCCGAAGACAUACUCUUAUCUCGACCAUGGAAGCUAAGAUCAUGGGAUUGGAAUUCAUUAAAUAUUCUUAUGCUACUGACCUUGAUUUUCAAGAAGCUUUCAGGAACACCACACAGGGAGCAUUCGGUGUUUAUUACGAGCAUGAAGGUUUUUUGUUCAAAGAAAAGAAGUUAUGCAUUCCCAAAGGCUCGAUGAGGGAAUUGCUGGUUCGGGAGGCUCAUGAUGGCGGCCUCAUGGGACAUUUUGGCCAAGACAAGACCCUAAGUGUCCUGACCGACCAUUUCUUUUGGUCGAACAUGAAACGAGAUGUGGAGAACCUAUGCGCCAAAUGCACUGUCUGUCUCAAGGCAAAAUCCAGGUCACAUCCAUAUGGUUUACACAUGCCAUUACCUAUUCCUAACCACCCUUGGCCUGAGACGCCUUUAGACAUGUCCGAACUGCCAAAGUCUAUGUUCCACAGCCGAGAAGGUGCCACUAAGGCCGAGUUCGUUAAGAACAUGCAUUGGAGGGUUCGAGAGAAGUUAGAGGCAAAGGCGGCCAAGGUCAAAGCCCGUCUCGACCAAAAGAGAAAGGAGGUGUUGUUUGAACCAGGCGACUUAGUGUGGUUACACAUGAGGCCAGAGCGUUUUCCAGAAGAAAGGAAGUCCGAACUGUCACCCCGAGGCACUGGGCCGUUCCGGGUCCUUGAGAAGAUCAAUGACAAUGCUUACAAGCUUGAGCUUUCAGAGGUUCCCGUGGUUACUAGUGGUCCAACUACCCGGAGUGGAGCCAAGGCCAUAAGACUUGGAUUUUCUAAAGCUGUCCAACAAAUCCUUGACCAAGAUGAAGAGCUGUUGAUUGAAGAGAUGGUCCAAUUGAAGAUUCAAGAUCCAGCUGGUCUAAUAGAGGUUCAAGAUCAAGCCGGUUCCCUCCAAUUCAGAUCACUCGGCCAGAACCAAACUGGCCUAACCAUCUCUACAUGUGAUCUCGGUUCAGAUACCUCCCCAAGCUCAGCCGGUUCUGAGUAA
Molecule: messenger RNA, 4029 nt
Organism: Brassica rapa (field mustard)
Lineage: Eukaryota; Viridiplantae; Streptophyta; Magnoliopsida; Brassicales; Brassicaceae
Source: RefSeq, a predicted model, not a curated record